GUGAGUAAAGUAUGCGUGUUGGCGUUCAAGGCUCUCUUUUGGUAUGGGACUCCCUAAUCCAACCGUCUCCGUCAAGAGUUUAGGAUUUGCACCUAAUUGCACCUCGUUGUUUCAUUCCUUCUUCUUCGACUCAAGUUCUUUGACAUGAAUCGGAUUCCCUGCGGUGGCGACGGAUGAUUUCGUCGAUGAGACAGAGAUGGCGAGCCCUUCCUGGCCUUCGAUCGUCCUUCCAGCUGUACCUUGUGACUCACCCUCGAAUAAGAGGCGGUGGACGAACCAGCACUAGCGAUUUGCACGACAAUAUUCGACCAAGCAUGUGUUACUAUCGUUCUGAUCUCCGACCAGAUUGUUCCAUCUUUAAAUUUGAGUGUCUUCCCUACACUUCUGGUGCGAAAACAGUUCUUUCGAGUGUCCAGAGAGAUUUGCAAUGCCCGCCGGCUACAUCAAUCUAUCUUUGAAG
This is a messenger RNA of Marchantia polymorpha subsp. ruderalis, 460 nucleotides long. The record is from the annotation of a GenBank genome assembly. NCBI's taxonomy places the organism in Eukaryota, Viridiplantae, Streptophyta, Marchantiopsida, Marchantiales, Marchantiaceae.